GUCCACUACUCACUCUCCCUUAAUUUUUUUCAGUUUUCUCAGACCUUGCUUGCCUUUUUAUCUUUCUCUUACUACUGUUGCAUUACCAUUUUUUUUCUUCUUCUUAAGGAAAAAGGUGCAAGAAAGAACCCAUGGAAGUACACCUGACAAAGUCUACAACAGAAGAUCAGGUGGAGAUGAUGAUGAUGAUGCAGCAAAUGGACAACAAGUUUCCUGAAUUCUGUGGACCCUAUCAAGAAACUACUGAAUUACAAUCCUUAAUGGAGUUCUCAUUUGAGUCUUCACCACCUAUCUUUGAUAACCCACCUGUGAUUUCACCACCAUUAAUGAAUAACCCACCUUCCACCAUUACAUUCAUGGACACUGCAAGUCAAGAAGCUGCUGUAUCAACCAUCUUCUCCAAUCCCAUGCUGAGCCGGCUGCAAAACACCGGCAGCGGCGGUGGUGGCGGCGGCGGAGAAUUAGAAUUAUCUGGUGCAAGUUUAUCACAGAAGAAGAAUUCAAUGGCUGCAAUGAGAGAAAUGAUCUUCCGAAUCGCGGCGAUGCAACCAAUUCAUAUUGAUCCUGAAUCAGUGAAGCCACCAAAACGAAGGAAUGUGAAGAUAUCUAAAGAUCCACAAAGUGUAGCAGCAAGGCAUAGGAGGGAACGUAUAAGUGAAAGGAUAAGGAUACUUCAGAGAUUAGUUCCUGGAGGUACUAAAAUGGAUACAGCUUCCAUGUUAGAUGAAGCAAUUCAUUAUGUGAAGUUCUUGAAGACACAGGUGCAAUCACUUGAGAGAGCUGUUGGGAAAAGGCCUAUUGGGAUUAGUUUCCCUUCUGGACCAGUUUCUAAUCCAAAUUAUUCUUCUUCUUUGAUUCCUGCUUCAGUGUUUAGCCAUACCCAGAUGCUUAGUUGA
Molecule: messenger RNA, 896 nt
Organism: Telopea speciosissima
Lineage: Eukaryota; Viridiplantae; Streptophyta; Magnoliopsida; Proteales; Proteaceae
Product: transcription factor HEC1-like
Exons: 1
Coding region: 132-896 (254 amino acids)
Biological process (GO): regulation of DNA-templated transcription
Molecular function (GO): DNA-binding transcription factor activity; protein dimerization activity
Source: RefSeq, a predicted model, not a curated record